This is a messenger RNA of Zasmidium cellare ATCC 36951, 312 nucleotides long. RefSeq lists its product as uncharacterized. Lineage: Eukaryota; Fungi; Ascomycota; Dothideomycetes; Mycosphaerellales; Mycosphaerellaceae. The transcript has a single exon. The record is from RefSeq and is a predicted model, not a curated record. The coding region runs from base 1 to 312 and encodes 103 amino acids.
AUGGUCCUCCAGCUCCGCCCCAACUGCGAAUACUGCGACAAAGACCUCCCACCCUCCACCCCCGAAGCCCACAUCUGCUCCUACGAAUGCACCUUCUGCAGCGAGUGCACCGAGGCGAAACUCUUCAACGUAUGUCCCAACUGCGGCGGGGGACUCACACCGAGACCUAUACGGCCGUCGACCGAGUGGCGGAAAGGUUUGUCGUUGGCGAAUCAGCCGGCGUCGACGAAACGGGUGCAUUUGAAGUAUGGUGUUGAGGAAGUGGAGGUUCAUGCGAAGAGGAUUAGGGAUGUUGAUCCUAAGGAUCGGUAG